Molecule: messenger RNA, 2132 nt
Organism: Scheffersomyces amazonensis
Lineage: Eukaryota; Fungi; Ascomycota; Pichiomycetes; Serinales; Debaryomycetaceae
Gene: ECM39
Product: dolichyl-P-Man:Man(7)GlcNAc(2)-PP-dolichol alpha-1,6-mannosyltransferase
Exons: 1
Coding region: 179-2014 (611 amino acids)
Biological process (GO): protein N-linked glycosylation
Cellular component (GO): endoplasmic reticulum membrane
Molecular function (GO): alpha-1,6-mannosyltransferase activity
Source: RefSeq, a predicted model, not a curated record
AGAACUGGCUCCCCGCGAAGAAUUUUUUUCCCAGGGCCCCCCAGCGACAGCGACAGCGAGCUAAAGAUCGUAGAAGACUAAUUUAAGUUUUCCACUAAUAUAUUUGACAGGCCUUAGUUCAAUAGAUCAAUAGAUAUUGUAAGAAUAAGUAGAAUAAAUAUAGUCUAUUGAACACAGAAUGUACAAAUUCAACGGGGUGCUAGACGCAGCCUUAAUUGGAUUAAUUUCAUUUUAUUUGGUUUUAUCUCCAUUCACUAAAGUUGAAGAAUCGUUUAAUUUGCAGGCCAUUCACGAUAUCAUCAAUUAUGGAAUAUUUCCUCAACAAGUUAUUGAAGAUAAUUAUGAUCAUAUUAAUUUCCCAGGAGCUGUACCAAGAACUUUUGUUGGAAGUUUAAUAAUUGCUGUUUUAGCAAAAGGUUUGAAUUUUAUAACUUCAAUAUUUGGUUAUAAUUUAUUAGAACAAUCUAGUGAAAUUAAUUUACAAUUAAUAGUUCGAGCAAUUUUAGGAUUAAUUAAUGCGUAUCUGUUAAUUCAUUUAAGAAAUACCGCUAAUAAAAUUGUUUUCUCAGACAAGAAAAGUAAAAUUAAGGGGACAUUAGGAUUUUGGUUUUCAUUAUUAUUAUUAAGUCAAUUUCAUAUUUUAUAUUAUGCAUCAAGAACUAUUCCAAAUUUUAUUGCUUUACCAAUUGUAAAUUUUGCGGUGAGUAAACUUUUGAGGGGUGAUGUUUCUGGUUUAACAUGGUUAGCAUUUACCGCGGUAGUCUUUAGAAUUGAAGUUGGAUUAUUUGCUGUUAUAAUUGCUUUAGUAUCUUCAUUAAUAUUUGGUCAAUCAAAUAUAAUUGUUAAUAUAGCAAUGUUAGCUUCUGGAACAAUUAUUGGAUCAUUUCUUUCAUUAGCAGUUGAUUCAUAUUUUUGGCAACAAAUUAUUCUUCCAGAAUUAUCAUCAUUUAAAUUUAAUGUCCUAUUAAAUAAAUCAGUUGAAUGGGGGGUUGAACCAUGGUCAGCAUAUUUUUCAAAAUAUAUUUGGAAUUUAUUUAGACCUCCAGUUAUUCUUUUACUUUUACUUCCAGGAUUAAUUAAUGAUCCAGCUGAUGAUGGUAAACCAAUUAUUAAAUCCGAUGAUGAUAAUGAUAAAGAUAAAAAGGGAGAUAUAAAAAUUAUAACUCAUCCUGCUAGAAAUUCUCUUCGAAUUCUUUUUAUUUCUUCAAUAUUAUAUAUUGUUGUAUUGUCAUUUCAAGCUCAUAAAGAAUGGAGAUUUAUAACUUAUGUUAUUCCAAUUUUUACUCUUCAAGCUGCUAAUGGUAUUUCAUCGAUUGCUACUAAAUGGUCUAUAAGUUUUUCAAGUAAAUUCUUAGUUAUUAUUGCAAUUGCAAAUAUUGGUGUUGCAUUAAUUCUUUCAUUAUUAAUGGGAUUUUUUUCAAGUUUUAAUUAUCCUGGUGCCGAUGCAUUAUUAUUUACUAAUAAUUAUAUUCAAUCUAAUUAUCAAGAUAAAGAUGUAUUGGUUCAUUUAGAUGUACCAGCAUGUAUGACUGGUAUUACUAGAUUUGGUGAAUUAAAUUCUAAUCAUGUUAAAUAUGAUAAAACUGAAACUGAAGCUGAAUUAAAUCAAAUUUGGAAUCAAUUUGAUUUAAUUAUUGUAGAAGAUUUAAAUUCAGUUUCUCAAGUUUCAUUUGCUAGUGGUGCUUGGGAAUUAAUUCAUACAUCUCAAUUGUUUUCUACAGUAACUCUUGGUCCAUUAGUUGAAUUGGCAGUAGUAGAAAAGGAUAAUUUAAUUAAAUUACCCUUAAAAUUCUUAACUGGUGAAUAUAGUAUUAUUGAUUUAUUACAAUCUAUGGUAGUCAAAAAGGAUUUCUUAUAUGUUUAUAAGAAAAUAUCUCAUGAAUCUACCAUUGAGGAUCAUGAUACUGCAAUCGAUCAAAUUGAAGAAGUUGAUGGAGAUGCUGUAAUUGAGGAUGUCAAUGAACAAUUUGAUUCUAUUAUUGAAGAGAUUGUCAGUCAUUCUCAUGACAAUUAACUGGUACUUGUAUAAACUAAACUAAAUUAAACUAAAUUAAAGUAAAUUAAAUUAAAUUAAAUUACAUUAAAUUAUCCUAUCUUAUAUUACAUAACUAAUACAUUAAUUAUUACCUAUC